GUUGCGGAGAGGCUUGCAGGGUCGGGAUGUUGGGGGUGCGCGCGGUCCAGGAGCAGAGGCGCCCGGAGCAGAGCGCGGCGGGCCCGUCUCCCGCACGCUUUGUGUUGGGGCUGGACGUGGGCAGCUCGGUGAUCCGCUGCCACGUCUAUGACCACGCGACGCUGAUUCGCGGCUCCAGCGUGCAGAAGAUAGAAAAUCUUUAUCCUCAAGCUGGCUGGGUUGAAAUUGAUCCCGAUGUUCUCUGGCUUCAGUUUGUAACUGUAAUAAAGGAAUCUGUUAAAGCUGCAGGAAUAGAGAUGAAUCAAAUUGUUGGUCUUGGCAUUUCAACACAGAGAGCAACUUUUAUUACGUGGAACAAGAAAACGGGAAAUCAUUUUCACAACUUCAUUAGUUGGCAAGACCUAAGAGCUGUUGAACUUAUAAAAUCUUGGAAUAAUUCCCUCAUAAUGAAGCUAUUCCAGAGUUCCUGCCGAGUGCUGCACUUUUUCACUAGAAGUAAACGAUUUUUAGCCGUCAGUUUGUUCAGUUUCACAAACCAGCAUGUUUCUUUGAGACUGGCCUGGAUUUUACAGAACCUGGUUGAGGUGCAAAAGGCAAUUGAAGAAGAUAAUUGCUGCUUUGGGACUAUUGAUACCUGGUUGUUACAUAAGCUCACAAAAGGUUCUGUAUUUGCCACGGAUUUUUCAAAUGCCAGCGCAACUGGACUCUUUGACCCUUUUAAGAUGCGUUGGAACCGGCUCCUUACUUCCAUGCUUUCGAUACCACUGUUUAUCCUGCCUCCUGUGAGGGAUACGAGCCACAAUUUUGGAUCAGUGGAUGAAGAGUUAUUUGGUGUGCCUAUACCAAUAGUGGCCUUGGUCGCCGAUCAGCAGUCAGCCAUGUUUGGAGAGUGCUGCUUCCACGUAGGAGACGUGAAACUAACCAUGGGAACUGGGACAUUUUUGGAUAUUAAUACUGGAAAUAGCCUUCAGCAUACUAUUGGAGGCUUUUAUCCACUAAUUGGGUGGAAGAUUGGCCAAGAAGUUGUAUGCUUAGCUGAAAGCAAUGCAGGAGACACUGGUACUAUCAUCAAAUGGGCUCAAGAAUUAGAUCUUUUCACAGAUGCUGCUGAGACUGAAAAAAUGGCCAAAAGUUUAGAAGAUUCUGAAGGAGUCUGUUUUGUUCCAUCUUUUAGUGGAUUGCAGGCUCCAUUAAAUGACCCCUGUGCAUGUGCCUCUUUUAUGGGUUUGAAGGCUUCCACCAAUAAAUACCAUCUCGUACGAGCAAUAUUGGAGUCAAUAGCUUUCAGAAACAAACAGUUGUAUGAGUUGAUGCAGAAAGAGAUCCAUAUCCCUGUGACAAAAGUCCGGGCAGAUGGAGGAGUUUGUAAGAACAAUUUUGUUAUGCAGAUGACUUCAGACCUGAUUAAUGUGAAUAUAGAGAGACCCAUCAACUUAGACAUGUCCUGCCUUGGUGCAGCUUUUCUAGCUGGCCUUGCUGUUGGGUUUUGGACUGACAAGGAGGAACUAAAGAAACUGAGGCAAAGUGAAGUGGUUUUCAAGCCACAAAAGAAAUGGCAAGAAUAUGAAAUGAGUAUGGAAAACUGGGUCAAAGCAGUGAAACGCUCCAUGAAUUGGUAUAACAAGAUGUAGCACUAACUGGAACGACUGAAACCAUAUACGGCUGGUUGAUACGACACGCAGAGGAGACACAGCUCAGGGAUAAUAACCAAUACGACAAUGACUGAGAAGAUUUCAGAUGAGCUCUGCAACCUGAGAGAAAAAACAUUGCUUUUUUGAAUACGAAACAAAACAAAAUAUCCCUCAUUUUAAAAUCUAAACCUUGGUAAGAUUGUAAGGCAACAGUACCUCAAAACUUUGUAUCUUCUGUUUUGUAGCAAAUUCCAAAGGACGUUUGCCAUUUCCAGCCAUAUUUUGACAGCUGUGGGUCCUCCUCCUUUUUAUACUUGGUCAGCAAUACAUACGAACGUAAUUGUUUACUAUCUGAGUUAAUAGUUCUGGGUCAAGCAUCAUUCAUGUUUUGUUCCAAAAUUAACAAGUGUUCCUUUAAUUCUUUAAAAUUAAAUGGGCUAUAUGAAGUUCACAUAGCUAGAAAGAAGGACUCACUGAGGAAAUGUGGAAUUUUGCAACAUUAAUAUUUUAUAUUUAAAGCCAUAAUUGUUCAAUACUAUAUCCAAAUAUGAGCUCGAUAUAGGCUCACAUAGGCUUAUUGUUAGUCAGUUCUUUCCUUUAUUGGGCUUAAAGACACUGCCUUAAUUUUUCCUUGUUUUCACCAAAAUCUGAGCAUUCUUUUUGUAUUGAAAAAAAUAACUUUAGUGAAUAAAACUACAAAGGGUAAUGAUUCAUAAGGAAAAAGAAAAUAUUUUCUUUCUCAAAUAUUUGAAAGAAAAGGAUUUCUUUCAAAAACUUCUGGCUGAAGUGUAACAUCCCAUUUUUUACAAAAUGCGGGUAGUGGAUAUAAAUCUUGCUUUGCUCUUCCUGUUCUUUAUCUUUGUUGUUGAGGUGCUUGCAUAAAUGUCUUUUGCUUUUAUUAAGUGCCUAAUUGACAGAGCUUAAUUUGAAGGAAGUGCCCUAAUUCAUUGGUGACAUAAGAA
Odobenus rosmarus divergens (Pacific walrus) is the source of this 2593-nucleotide messenger RNA. RefSeq names its product glycerol kinase 5 (putative) (gene GK5). Gene Ontology annotation, cellular component: mitochondrion. The record is from RefSeq and is a predicted model, not a curated record. NCBI's taxonomy places the organism in Eukaryota, Metazoa, Chordata, Mammalia, Carnivora, Odobenidae. Gene Ontology annotation, biological process: triglyceride metabolic process; glycerol metabolic process; glycerol-3-phosphate biosynthetic process. The transcript is spliced from 16 exons. Gene Ontology annotation, molecular function: glycerol kinase activity. The coding region runs from base 27 to 1631 and encodes 534 amino acids.